Gasterosteus aculeatus aculeatus (three-spined stickleback) is the source of this 7177-nucleotide messenger RNA. The record is from RefSeq and is a predicted model, not a curated record. Lineage: Eukaryota; Metazoa; Chordata; Actinopteri; Perciformes; Gasterosteidae.
GAGAGAGAGAGAGAGAGAGAGAGGAGAGAGAGAGAGAGAGAGCGCCGUCUGUAAAGCGGAUGGAUCGGCGCUAGAGCAGAGUGUCAUUGCAGACAUGGGUCCUCGCGCUCAGCUCCUCGGGGACUGUUUCCACGGUCGGUCCUUCGGCGCCGGGAAUGGCGCUGUGAUGCUGAGCGCGGAAGACGCAGCGGAGGCGGAUGCCAGGGAAUAAAGAAAUAUAUGAUCACCUGUGCUUUUCUUUGGGUUGGAUUUUUAGUAGCGGUGGACAGUACCAUGGUGAAUUACCAGAAAUACAUUACUGUUAUGCAGCUGGCUCUGGGGGUGACCGCCUCCAACAAAGAACACUGUCUCCCACCCAGGAAGCGUAUGUGGAUACACCCCAGCCCGACCGCUGGCUCCAUCACAGCAGCCUCCUCAGUGAGCACCAUUCAGGGCAAACCGUCACUCCGCCGCAUCAAGGGCCGCAUUCACAGGAGCAAGAGCCUGGACAGCAUUGAUCUGCUUGACUCCAAUAGUGCAGCAAUGGAGGAAACUGUCAUUUGGGAACAGCACACAGUAACACUGCACAGGGCACCAGGGUUUGGCUUCGGUAUCGCCAUUUCAGGAGGUCGGGAUAACCCUCAUUUUCAGAGUGGCGAGACCUCCAUCGUCAUCUCUGAUGUGUUGAAAGGAGGCCCAGCAGAAGGCCUACUGCAGGAAAAUGACAGAGUUGUUAUGGUCAAUGCUGUCUCCAUGGACAAUGUGGAGCACGCGUACGCCGUCCAGCAGCUUCGUAAAAGUGGGAAAAUUGCCAAAAUUACAAUCAGACGGAAGAGGAAGGUGCAUGUCCCCAUGGGCCGCCUGGGGGAGAGGGAGACCAUGUCGGAGCACGACGAGGAGGAGGACAGUUACGAUGAAGAGAUCUACGACACGCGAAGCGGACGCAGCGCCACUUACAGCGGUGUGGGCGGGGCCAUGGGCAGGCGCAGUGGCCGGAGCAGCGGGCGGAGGGACAGGGAACGCGAGCGCAGCGGCUCGCGGGAAAGGAGUCUCUCCCCGCGCUCGGACCGCCGCUCACACAACCUGCCCCCUCGUCCCGCAAAGGUCACGCUUGUCAAAUCCCGCAAAAAUGAAGCAGAAUAUGGUCUUCGCCUGGCCAGCCACAUCUUUGUCAAGGACAUUUCCCCCGAGAGCCUGGCAGCCAGAGACGGCAACAUCCAGGAAGGAGAUGUUGUUCUGAAGAUCAAUGGCACAGUGACAGAAAACCUCUCCUUGAUAGACGCCAAGAAGCUGAUAGAAAGGUCAAAGGGCAAGCUAAAAAUGGUUGUGCAGAGGGACGACAGGGCGACCCUGCUGAACAUCCCCGACCUCGAUGACAGCAUUCCUUCAGCCAACGCCUCCGACCGAGACGACAUUUCAGAUAUCCAUUCUAUGGGAUCCGACCAUUCCAAUCGAUCGCACGACAGACAUCGUAGCAGCCGCUCGCGCUCUCCGGACAGGAGAUCUGAACCCUCAGACCACUCCAGACACUCGCCCCCGCAAAUCAGCAAUGGCAGCUGGAGAAUACCUCACAGAAGUCGUGACGACGAUCGGAUCUCAAAGCCGGCUUCAACUCCAGUGAAGCUACCAGAGGAGCUUCCCCUCCCCAAACCGAAGGAGUCGGCUACUUCUAGAGAGGAGAAACCGCUCCCACCACUCCCAGAGCCCAAACCCGUGUACGCUCAGCCUGGACAGCCAGAUGUAGACCUGCCAGUCAGUCCCUCUGAUGCCCCGGUGCCGAGUGCUGCUCAUGACGAAAGCAUCCUACGGCCAAGCAUGAAGCUUGUGAAGUUCAGGAAGGGAGAGAGUGUGGGGCUGCGGCUGGCCGGGGGGAAUGAUGUGGGCAUCUUUGUAGCUGGAGUGCUUGAGGACAGCCCAGCUGCUAAAGAGGGCCUGGAGGAGGGUGACCAAAUUCUCAGGGUAAAUAAUGUAGAUUUUGCAAACAUAAUCCGAGAGGAGGCGGUGCUGUUCCUCCUUGACCUUCCUAAGGGGGAAGAGGUCACCAUUCUUGCCCAGAAGAAGAAAGAUGUGUAUCGGCGGAUUGUGGAGUCAGACGUUGGUGACUCCUUCUACAUCCGGACCCACUUUGAGUACGAGAAGGAAUCUCCGUAUGGGUUAAGCUUCAACAAGGGCGAGGUGUUCCGUGUGGUGGACACCCUCUACAACGGGAAGCUGGGCUCCUGGCUGGCUAUUCGCAUCGGCAAGAAUCACCAGGAGGUGGAGAGGGGCAUCAUCCCCAACAAGAACAGAGCGGAGCAGCUGUCCAGCGUGCAAUACACUCUCCCCAAAACAGCCGGGGGCGACAGGGCCGACUUCUGGAGGUUCCGUGGUCUUCGGAGCUCAAAGAGGAACCUGAGGAAGAGCAGAGAGGAUCUCUCGUCCCAGCCAGUCCAGACAAAGUUCCCAGCUUAUGAAAGAGUUGUACUGAGAGAGGCCGGGUUUCUGAGACCGGUGGUGAUAUUUGGGCCGAUCGCUGAUGUUGCCCGAGAAAAACUCUCCAGAGAAGAGACUGAUCUUUUUGAGCUUGCAAAGAGUGAACCGAGAGAUGCAGGAACAGACCAGCGUAGUUCAGGAAUCAUUCGUCUUCACACCAUCAAGCAGAUCAUUGACAGAGACAAGCAUGCUGUCCUGGACAUCACCCCGAACGCUGUGGACAGGCUGAAUUACGCUCAGUGGUACCCGAUCGUAGUCUUCCUAAACCCUGAUACUAAGCAGGGUGUGAAGAACAUGAGGACCAGACUGUGUUCAGAGUCCAGGAAGAGUGCCAGGAAGCUCUAUGAGAGAGCCAUCAAACUGAGGAAGAAUAACCACCACCUGUUCACCAGUGAGUGUGCCACUAUCAACAUGAACAAUAUGAAUGAUGGCUGGUACGGAGCUCUGAAGGAGACAAUCCAGCAACAGCAGAACCAGUUGGUGUGGGUGUCAGAGGGCAAGGCGGACGGCACCACGGAGGAUGACCUGGACAUCCACGACGACCGCCUGUCCUACCUGUCCGCGCCAGGGAGCGAGUACUCCAUGUACAGCACGGACAGCCGCCACACCUCUGACUACGAGGACACGGACACGGAGGGCGGGGCGUACACAGACCAGGAACUGGACGAGACCCUGAACGACGAGGUGGGCCUGCCCACGGAGCCCGCCAUCACCCGCUCCUCCGAGCCGGUGCGAGAGGACCCACCCGUGAUUCCGGACACCCCUGGUUACCCCGGUUACCAGCACCCUGUGCAGCCCGACCUGGCCGGCCGCAUCGACCCCGCUGGGUUCAAGAUGGCCGCUCCGCAACAGCGAGAUGAGGCGGUGGUAGCGCCCCCUGCCCUUGAGCGGCCUGUACAGCUUGAGGGUUUGCACCUAGAGGAGACGCCUGCUGCUGCAGCCGCAGCUCCUCCUAUGGCCGACUCACUUAGCAGCCCCAGCCCUGCCCCUGAGCUUAUUCAGCCCCCGCCAACACCACUUGAACCCCACCCGUCUGGACCGCCUGGUCCAGAACCAAAGAUGUACAAGAAAGAUCUGUACAAUAUGGACGACCCGGUGCGAAUCCACCACGGCCUGAAGCAGUCUCUGAGUUACUGUCACCAGCCGCCGUACCAGGACAAACAGCCAUACCGCGAAUACGACCACCCGCCUUACGGGUACGACGGAGGCGGCUUCACCGAACCAAAGCCUCACAACACCGACCCCCACCUGCACUACGACAACCGUGUGCCUCAUUACAACGAGCAGUGGGCCCCCUAUGACCAGCAGACCCCGUCCUCCCAGCCCGCAGGGUACCAGCCGGGCCACCAGCAACCCGUGGGCUACAACGCCCGGUCGCCCUACGACGACGGGCCGGGCAGGGACUACAGCCCCACUCAGCCGUGCUACGAUGAGGCCCCCCCGGUGGGCUACGACGGCAGACGACGGCACAGUAAAGCAGGGCCCAUUCGUUACGAUGAGCCCCCGCCUCCGGCCGGCUACGACGCCCGCUCCCCUUACGAGGCGGAGCCUCGCGGCUUCCCCGUUAGUUCACCUCGCUCGCCGGAGCCCCCAAAGCAGUAUUACAGUGAGUCCGGUCUGAGGCCCACCUUCAUUCCUGGGCCUGCAAACCGGGGCUUUAAGCAAGGGAUGCACGACCCCAUGAUGAACUCUGAACACCCAAUUCCCCCCCAUAAACCAGAGAGCCUGCCCUCCCCCGGCGAGCCAGCGACCACUCCGGGCUCCAAACCCCUCCCUCCGCCUCCACGGGAAGACCUGGACGACGACCCGGCCAUGAAGCCACAGUCGGUGCUCAACAGAGUAAAGAUGUUUGAGAAUAAACGGUCUGUUUCUGUGGACAGGGCUAAAGAAGGAGGAGAAUCGGCUCUCAGACCUGCAGAUGUUCCCAAACCUGUGAUUGCACCUGGCCCAGUCCUCAAAGCCAAUUCCCUGUGCAACCUGGAGCAGGAGAAAUCCACCUAUCGGGGCCCUGAGCCACAAAAGCCCCAUACUAAACCCCUGGAUGAUGUAAUGCGUUCUAACCACUAUGACCCAGAUGAGGAUGAGGAGUACUACAGGAAGCAGUUGUCCUACUUUGAUCGCCGUAGCUUCGACAGCAAGGCCAUGGGCCAACCCAACCCUGGCAUCCACCGCUUCCACGAUCUGCCCAAACCAGCUCAGCUGUCCUACCCGUACAACAGAGUGGAGUCCGUAGAGAAGGUGAGUGGAGUGGAGAAGAGAUAUGAACCCUUGCCCCAAAUCAGCCCAUCGUCACAGUACGGGCCCCCGGGGUCCGCCGUCCCGCCCAACGCACUGCUCAAGCUCAGCCCCAAUGACGCGAACUGCAUCCCCGAGCCAUUGAGUUCCCCCAAACCCGAGCUGCCGGCCCUCCGGCCGGCCAGCAGGGACGAGCCCGCCCCCGGGGGCUACCCGCCCCCGAGGGGCCUCCCCGAGAAGUCCCCGGUCAACGGCACUGACGCUGCACCGCCAAAGACGCUGGGCGCCCCCCCUCCAGCGAGCUAUAACCGCUACGUCCCCAAGCCGUACACCAGCUCAGCCCGGCCCUUUGAGCGCAAGUUUGAGAGUCCCAAGUUCAACCACAACCUGCUGCCCAACGACACACCGGUGAAGACGGAGCUCCCCAGUAAAUCCGCUGUGGUGAGCAACAGCAGUGGGAGGCCUGCGCUGUCCCCGCAGCCCCCGGACCACGACAGCGGCCUGGACACCUUCACACGCACCAUGGACAACAGGCCCAAAUACCAGCACAAUAACAUCAACGCCAUUCCCAAGGCCGUCCCUGUAAGCCCCAGCACGCUGGACGACGACGACGACGAAGGGCACACGGUGGUGGCCACCGCCCGGGGGAUCUUCAACGGUAACGGAGGGGUCCUGAGCUCCAUCGAGACGGGCGUCAGCAUCAUCAUCCCCCAAGGCGCCAUCCCCGAGAGCGUGGAGCAGGAGAUUUACUUCAAGGUGUGCCGGGACAACAGCAUCCUGCCCCCCCUCGACAAGGAGAAAGGAGAAACGCUGCUCAGUCCACUGGUGAUGUGCGGCCCGCAUGGACUCAAGUUCCUGAAGCCGGUGGAGCUGCGCUUACCUCACUGUGCGUCUAUGACCCCUGAUGGUUGGUCUUUUGCUCUAAAAUCCUCCGACUCCUCGUCGGGUGAUGCCAAAACCUGGCAGAACAAAUCUCUCCCCGGAGACCCAAACUACAUGGUGGGUGCAAACUGUGUGUCUGUGCUCAUCGACCACUUCUGAAGAGGGCGACAGCUGGCCUGUAACUGAAUGUGAUAAACAGUGGGGCCUUCGGUGCUUUCAAGGCUUGCAAAAAAUAGAUUCAAAUAAAGGAAGUGAAGUCGGAAUGCAUGACCAGUGCCACAGACUGAAUGAUCUCAUUUUGACUUUUGUAGCUAAUUUUUUUUAAAGGUCAGAGCGGUGCAGAAAAAAAGAGUAUUUUGGACCUCAUUUAAUAUUACAAUGGGAUUUUUGUGUACUGUAAAAAAAAAUAAUAAUAAAGAAAAGAAAAAAUAAACACUCACAAACAGCAAAGUUGGUAUAUGCAAAACUUUUGUUUGUGAGUUGUGUGGUCAUGCGUUUCACUCGUGAGAAUCUCUUGAGGAAUGCUGAGCGCAUCUCAUGAAGGAGGACGCAGGCAUCAUAAAGAUUAAAAAAAGAAUAAAGUGAAUGAAGGUUAAGUAUUAUUAGCGGACGCCCGUUUGUUCUGACGGGGCUCCGUCUCUGUUUAAAACUGAUGUUUUGUAGCAAUGUUUUACCGUGCUAAAAUAUACUGACUUGAUUUUACAAACUCCUGCUGUCUAGAGAUCUAUGCAUGUGCUAUGACUCAGGUCCAGAAGCCUGCUACCACUUAGUUCAACACAUGAAAAUCCCAUCGUACACUGCAAGCAGUGAUGCCUUAUCUGCAUAUUAACUUUUCAGUGAAACUUUAAAACAUCAGUUCCUUCAGUUAUAGCGAUCACUACGGGAGAAAAAGUCGUCUCUGCAUUUUCUCAUAAACCCUGAACUUGGAUUUAGCACACGAGAAUAGUUGAGGCUGAUGAAAAGGUAUGCUUUCUUUUACUGCUAUGCAUAUGAAGUCUGUGGAAAUACAAAAAGAUAGAAGAUGAUUCAAUUGUUGCUGUAAAUAUUGCUAGUAUAUGGCCUUGGUUCUCUGUAAAUGAACUUUUGUACAUCUUUGUUAUUUUGUAUAAAAGAUAAAAUGUUUGUUUAAAAAGAGAAAGCGGUUACAUUGGUUAUGUUUCUAUUCUGGUUAUACCCCUGAGCCUUGGAACUGACAUAAGCAGUAAUAAGUCUGACUUUUCUACCAACAUAUAAACACACACACACUACUUUAGGCAUUUUUGACAGUCAGAAAACUUUUUAUUCUUAUUUACAAAAUAGAGAAGUGCUUGGUUUAAAUGAUUUUAAAAGAUGUACUUGGGGGGGUCUGCUGUGACGAGUGGUCCCUCCCUUUAUUUGUGAUACUGGAUGCUGUAUUGUGUGCCCUGAAAUGUAUUUUUGUACUAAUAGACAAUUUAUUAUGGCACAUUGGUACUAUUUUCUUUUGAUAUAACACCGCUUCAACCCAACACUAGUUUAUUUUCCUGUGUGGCUGACAUUUUUAUUUCCUUGGUUCAACUUUUAUUUGUCAUUCUGCACAUUUCUAGGUAUACCACUGUAUUAAUAAAUAAAUUCAUUUUUAAAGAAACUA